GCCUGGGCACCGUGGGCGUUUGCUAAGAAGGAUCCGAACAAGGUGAUCGCCGCCUUGGAGCUCCUGGCGACCCUGGUCAAGCUAUGGGUCCCGUGCAGUGAGGAGAGGAAAUCCUCGAGGGAAGCGAUACGGGGCUACACAGACAACAAGUCGAAUGAGGCCGUUCUGCGAAAGCUGAUGACGACGAAGUUCCCUUCGAUUUUGGUCCUCAUGGAGCUAGCCGAGGAGCUGGCGGCCAAGAACUGUGAGCUCCAGCUACAGUGGAUCAGAAGGGACCUUAACCAGCUAGCGGACGACUUGACAAAUGAGAACUUCGCUAGCUUCGACCCCAAGUUUCGAAUAGAGCUUUCGGGGGAAAAGCUAGACUGGAGAGUUUUGGACAAGCUGCUCGUGCAUGCUAAGAGCUACUACGAAGGGCUCGGACUUAGCAAGCGAGCGAAAGGGUCGAAGCCGGGGCGCUUCGCAAAGAGGACCCGAAAGCUAGAUCCCUGGUAG
This is a messenger RNA of Symbiodinium natans, 495 nucleotides long. NCBI's taxonomy places the organism in Eukaryota, Dinophyceae, Suessiales, Symbiodiniaceae. The record is from the annotation of a GenBank genome assembly.